Molecule: messenger RNA, 3568 nt
Organism: Monopterus albus (swamp eel)
Lineage: Eukaryota; Metazoa; Chordata; Actinopteri; Synbranchiformes; Synbranchidae
Gene: n4bp3
Product: NEDD4 binding protein 3
Exons: 10
Coding region: 265-2169 (634 amino acids)
Cellular component (GO): cytoplasmic vesicle
Source: RefSeq, a predicted model, not a curated record
CCCUGCCUCUUCUGUUCCCUCUCAUUCUGUUCUCUCGGCUGUUCAAACCUCCGGGAGGGAAAAGAGGCAGCUCCACUCAGUCCUCACUGGCCACCAGCUGCUGCGCACAAAGUCCUGGAUAAUAUCUAGGGAGCCACUUGAAUGCCGUUUGUUUUAGUAUAUAACCAGCGAGAGAGAAACCCGCAGCAGAGUGCCAGUGUUGACCAAGAGAUGUCCUGCGUGCAGAAUAUGAGCACCUCAUGCCCCCACAGAGUCCUGUAACCAAUGGCAACCUCAGUCCAGACUCUUCCUCUGACCCGUGGCUCCAACAAGAACUUCCGUAACCUUUUCCCAGCACGGGCCCUCUCGUCCCGCUGCGGCAUGGGAAGUGUAGGCAGUCUGGUGGAGAAGCCAGAUGUGUCUCCCCCUAAAGGCAACCAUGCAGUGCCGCAGGUGAGACCCAAACAGAACAACGGCCUUCUAAAGAGAGGCUUCACCCAGAGAGAGCUACUCAGCUACCUCAUUAUCAACAGAAAAGAGCCUAAAGCAAACCCAGGCAGCGACAGCGAGAAGGACAUCUCUGGCCUCAGUCCUGGCUGUGAGGAGGACAACGUAUACGCCAAAGUCUACCACAAAGACGGCACCGAAGUAGAUUUGACAAAGAGCUCACUGCCAAGUGGGGGCAAGUAUGAAAAGGCUCGUUUUAGGUCUUCGGCCUUUAAGCCUGUCAAUCCCAAGAACUUCUGCUCCAUGCAAAACCUCUAUCCAUCUUCCAAGUCAGAGGAUGUGGACCAUGGCCUCUCCAACGGAUUGCACAGGGCUUAUGCCCGUGUCCCUAAAGCUAUCUCCACUUCUUCCUCCUCCUCCUCCCCCUCCCGUCGUGGAGGACCAGCAUCCAGCGCUAACAAGGCACAGUCCUCGGUGCGUGGGAUGAGCCAGGAGGAUGAUAACCUGUCAGACUCGGGCCAUAACUCCAUGAGCAGCCUGCCACCAUACCGGCCUCCUUUCCGCCCACACCUGUCUCAAAUCAGUGCAUCUAUGGGCCACAUUAACACCAUUGGCUCACUGGACCGCACCUCUCUGAACCGGAAAGCAGUAGGUUCAGGGGGCGCGGCUAUAGGGGAGAUGGCGUGUCGGAGCACAGCAGCCCUGAGCCGUCUGGCUCCAUAUGGAGGGGAGGCUCCACCUCCCUAUGAAUGGACCCUCUCCCUGUCUGUAGAGGAUGUUGUGCGGGAUCUGGAGGAGCGCCUGGUGGAGAAAGAACAUGAGCUGAAACAGAUGAAAAGAAACCUGGAUGAGAGUGAAGGCGCCAUUGCUCAGGUGUUUGAAGGAAAACAGCGUUUGUGGGAGAAGGAGGUGGAGGAGCUGAAGCACCUAUAUGCCGCUAAGCUGCGUCAGGUUUCCCAACAUGCCCAGCGUUCCCAGCGCAGCCUGCAGUUGCAGCUGUUUGAGGCCCAGCAAGAGAAGAGCCGGCUGCAAGAAGAGCUCGACAGACUGAGAAGGGAAAGGAGCCAGGAAACUGGAGCAAUGAUAAAGCAAACCAGUCCAACACUGGAGGAGACGCAGUGGGAGGUUUGUCAGAAGUCAGGUGAGAUCUCCUUGCUAAAGCAGCAGCUGAGGGACUCCCAAGCGGAGGUGACUCAGAAGCUCAGUGAGAUCUUCCAGCUGAAGACGCAGCUCAGGGAGACCCGCACAGAGCUGCGCAACAGGGAGGGCCAGAUAGAUGCACUGAAACUCCUCCUGCAGGGGGCACAGCAUCACAGAUGUCCCUCUAACAAUGCACAUGAAGAUGGAAAAGGAGCUGAAGAGAGUACUUCAACUGGGGCGACAGGAGGGUGCGGGGGCCCUACAGAGGAGCGUCUGCGUGCAGAGCUCCUGCUGGAGCGCCGCCAGAGCGAGGCCCAGUCCCUGGCUUUUGAUGAAGAGAGGCACACAUGGCAGACAGAAAAGGACAAGGUCAUCCGCUACCAGAAGGAGCUGCAGGCCAGCUACUUAGAGAUGUACCACCACAGCGAAGCGCUGGAAAGGGAACUGCAGCAGCUGAGGGCAGGAAGAGAGCAAGGAGGAGGAGGAAGCAGAAAUGGGACAUUGGAAAGAGAAGUGCCACGGCUGACAAAUGAGCGAGUGGGUGAAAAACAAGACGACAGGCCCUGGAUAGAGAGGAUUGAAUCAUCUGAAAUUUUAAUGUGACAGACUUGUUUGCAAUGCAAACUGUUUUCUCCCUGAAGUAUGGCGUCUGUGGAAGGCCUGGUCUGCCAAAAGGGACAGGAAAUAGGCUCACAAAACACAUUUUCAGUUACAAAACAUGAAGUGAAAAGACUGAUUCAAAUAUCACUCAUGAGAUACCAAGUCAGAAUUAUGGGCAAUUAAGAUUAAUUUUCACUUUGUAAUUCACAAUAAUUAAUUUGUUUACUUAAGUAAAAUUACAACACAAUUUGUCAAAUUUUACAUGCUAAGACAAAAUUAUGAUCCUAAGAUUGUCCAAAAAAUGACAUAAUACAGUAAAUUAAAAUUAUGUGACAGUAGGUUUAAAAUGUGACUUUGGUAAAGUUGACGUGAUAAGUCUCAUAAUCUUGAGGAAGUUAAAAAUUUAUGUCAAAAGUCUGACUUUUUAUCUCAUAAUUUUGACCCAGUCUGUCAAAAUAUUAACUUUGAUGUAUAUUUUUAUUUUUAUUGUGCAUCAUUUUUCUUUUUUUUUCCUAUCAGAAAUGAGUUUCCAUCGGUUCCAGUCUGUUUGCCAUUCUCUCCCCAUACACCCUUGUUGACUGUUUAAUGCCCUUAUCCUGCAAAGACCCAUAACCUCCUACAGAACACACUUAAACUGAGAGUAGCUGUCUGUGCCUCAUCUAUCCUUGGCAGUAAAGGUGUGUCUGCUGUGUAUAAAAUACAGUCAAGAGCAUAGACUUCUGUCCGUUCAACAACCUGUAAAAGAACAAACUGAUACACUGAUUGUGACUCCUUAUGUUCACUUGGUACCUAUGUUUCGGUUUGGACUGCUGUAUAGUUGUGCCAGUAACCAAAGGAUUCAAAGGGAUUUAGUGUGGCCCAGUAACAUCUCUAUACCUGGUCAGUGUGUGCAGAUGGUUCUGUGCAUCAUCUGGGCUCUGGGAGGAAAGCUGCGUCUCUGGGUUAAGUAGAAGAUUAAAGCUUUCUGGUGCCAAGGUACUACAGCUGUUUCAUCAAGAAAACAGUUUGCCCUGCUGAAGGAACUGGAAAUGUUGGGCUUUUCUCAUUCAGUUUCAAGUUAAAGUCAGAAGAGAUCAAUAUAGUUUGUAUAUAAUUGUAAUUGUUACUUGAUUUGCCUUUUGUCACUGUAAUCUAAGAACACUGGUGUCUUAAAAUGUGCUACUUCCCUGUCUUCUGGUUGCAAAGAAAACAAUCAGUAGAUGCAGAUGAAGAAUGUGACUGGCCUGCUUUUUGGUGCAUACACAUGCCAAUCCAGUAACAUCAAAUGCAUGACACAGGUCAGGUUGCUCUUUUUAUCAUUAAAAUAGAAAUGUUCACAAGCCAGCUCUCAAUCGACCUUUAAACAUACUGUGACUAUUUACUGGAAAGAAAACUGUAUAUAUUGGCAUUUAUUAAAUGAUGU